Molecule: messenger RNA, 1811 nt
Organism: Colletotrichum scovillei
Lineage: Eukaryota; Fungi; Ascomycota; Sordariomycetes; Glomerellales; Glomerellaceae
Exons: 1
Coding region: 375-1811 (478 amino acids)
Source: RefSeq, a predicted model, not a curated record
CUGCUCCUUUUCCUGACGAUAACUUCACCUUCUUCAUUUGUAGAAGUCGCCCGGUCGCUCCUUCCCUCUGGGAGAAAAAACUUGCUCACCGCGGACCCGUGGUGUUGUGGGUGCCUGGAGGCAGACGCGUCUUCAACUUUUGAACCGCGUCAACCUUUCCACCCAGAACAAUAUGGAAUAAUAUCUUCCUCCUCACAAAGCCAGCACUCUCUUUUCCCCAUCGCCACACGGCUUUCCCUUUCGUUUGUCAAACUUCUCGCCUAUUCAUUCCUUUCCACAACAUCCUCUUUGUCACUCGUUCUCCGUCAAGCUCUUUUUUCCGAAUACCCUCACUUUGAAGAAUCGUCACAAAACAUUCACAUCCACGAGCAAGAAUGUCGCUGCCGCCGCAGGCUUCGUUCAGCUCUGCCACGACUGCGGUCGCCAGUCGUGGUGCGGCCUACCCUUCCGUUGAGGAAUUCACCUCAUUCAAGCUGCCGAACAAGCCGAGAAUCAUCAAGACUCUCACCAGCGAUGACAUCUCAGACCUUUCCGACGAGCCGGAUAAUACGCCUCACCCUACCAUGAAUCCCUCGACGCCCAUUCCUCCUUCUCCCAUGUCUUCGGAGGAGUCUGAUCGGGUCAUCGACCUCAACUACACUCCGCCCACCGUCCGAGGCAAGAGCAUGAUCUUGCCUCAGCACCCUCUCAGCGGCAAAGCCAAAUCUCCUCGCUGGCCUUUCCAGAACGCGACCCCUCGCACCUCGACUAUGGUGCCCAUUGUUCGAAGGUUCACUGGAAAUUCCAGCCGCUUCGACCACCAUCCUAGAGACGACUACAACCCAGCGGUCGAGAUCAGUGUCACCGAGUCCCUGGACGAGUUCCAGAUCAACCAUCCCAACGGCCGCUUGCUUGCGUCUCACCCUCAAGGCCUCUCUGUUCACGAGACUGGACGCAACCUAACCGGUCGCAACUUGGCCAACGUUCCCAUCCUAGUCGAGCAGCUUCAGCAGGAUGCUCAAUCAAGCAAGGCCGUUCCUUCCAAGCACGGACAAAGACCCUUCAAAGUCUUGUACCGCCGUUGCCAGAGCUCCCAGCUUCUCAAUCUUCAGAUCCUUCGACGCCGUCAGGACAAGCGAAAGAAGGAUUUUGAGACCGACACCACUUGGUACCAGCGCAUCAGUCUCGAUGAUGACAUUUAUGUCGGGUCCGUCGUCCUUACUCUCUUCUUCGUCACUCAAACGGUUGUCUCCAUCACUGUCAGUUUGACUAUGGUAGCUUCCCAGAUGACCAUCCCUUACUUCGUCGUUGUCUGGGUCAUGGUCAGCCUUAUCGUCACGAUCUUCACGGUCGUUGUGAGCCUUCAAAUGCGCUCUUUCCGCAAGAAGACCAACGCUCUUAUUGACGACGAGAAACGAGUCCGCUCCACUACCUUCCCCAAGCUCUCUCAUGAGGGUCAUCUUCACCUGCCUGCCGACGCUGCCGAGAUCGCUCAUCGCCGUCAGAUUGCUGCCGCCCUUGCAAAUGAGCAAGCUCAUGCAGGCAGCUCGACCGAAGAGUCCGAGAAGAGUUCCGAUGGAACCGUUGUCGGCCAGAUCACCCAGCCGCCCGCCGUAUUCGACCCUUUCGCUCCGGCUAUGCCCCAGGACACCAGCAGCGUCUACCUCUCAGCCAGCGGCACCUCUCCUCAGGGAAUCCAGGAUUCCAACGACACAGCUUGGCAGAACGUUGACGCCGCGGCGGUCGGAAACUCCCGCACUAGCUCCAUGACGGCUGUCGUCCCUGCGGCUGCUGCGAACCUCCAGGCGAGCAACCAGGGAUCGAGCUGCUAG